Messenger RNA from Neoarthrinium moseri, 4800 nucleotides. RefSeq lists its product as uncharacterized. The transcript has 3 exons. The record is from RefSeq and is a predicted model, not a curated record. The coding region runs from base 1 to 4800 and encodes 1599 amino acids. Gene Ontology annotation, biological process: fatty acid metabolic process. NCBI's taxonomy places the organism in Eukaryota, Fungi, Ascomycota, Sordariomycetes, Amphisphaeriales, Apiosporaceae. Gene Ontology annotation, molecular function: phosphopantetheine binding; medium-chain fatty acid-CoA ligase activity.
AUGUCUUCUUCUACUUUGGAUGACGGCAUGUCCAUCGUGGGACAUCUGCCCAACCUACAGACACCAGCAAUCUACUCAAGCUCGGUGAAAGACUUCAUUACACAUUCUCAGCUUAGACAAUACGUCGAGAGUUUCCGUCUUCCAUCGACUCAUCCUUCGAAAAAGGAGAUCGUAGCUGUUGCGCUACCCAAUGGGCCCCUUCUCGCGGCCACCAUCAUUGCCGUAUCGACUUACUAUGUCGCGGCCCCGGUCAACCCUAGCGUUGGCGUUGAGCAGUUUAAGGCAGAUGUCAUCCAGGCCGGCGCCACGAUUGUCUUAACCACCCAUGAGGACUCAAAUAAGUUGGGACUGGGGGACUCGUGGGUAGUAGAUGCAGGAAUCACGGUCUGCCUGGCUCGGCUGGAGCCAGACAUGACAAUCACAGUUACUGAUCACACCGGGGGCAGUUUGGUGGGACUAGCUACCGUCAAACCAAGCACUCCCCGGGACACAGCUAUCCAAUUGUUCACAAGUGGCACAUCUGGAAACAAGAAGCUAGUGCCAAUAUCAAUAGGAGCUGUCUUAAGUGGAGCCCAGAUGGUUAUCAAGUCUUGGGGCUUGACUGCAGAUGAGACGUGCCUAAAUAUGAUGCCUCUUCACCAUGUUGGGGGCUUACUACGUAACGUCUUCGCUCCCAUCUUUGCAGGUGGCUCAACGAUAUGUUGCCCAGCAUUUGAUCCAGGGUUGUUCUGGGACCUCGUCGACCAAGAGCUUCCAACAUGGUACUACGCAUCGCCCACGAUGCACUCCUUAAUCCUUAGUGAAGGCCUGCACCGACAGUUCGAUAUGAAGAAGAGUCGAAUCCGGUUGAUUUGCAAUGCUGCUGGCGGCUUAUUACCUGCUCUUGCCUGUCAACUGCGAGACACUUUCAACUGUACCGUACUGCCAAGUUAUGGAAUGACAGAAUGUAUGCCAAUCUCGACGCCACCUCUAAACUACAAGUUGGAUCGCGAAGGCACGUCUGGGAUUUCUGUCGGCCCAGAACUCUGCAUCCUUGACGGCGCUGGAAAGGCCGCGUUUCCUAAUAUCAUUGGCCACAUUAGCGUACGUGGGUCUCCUGUCUUCGAAGGCUAUCUGAGACCGGAUGGUACCUUAGACAAGUCUUCUUUCACCGAGGAGGGAUGGUUUGACACAGGAGACUUGGGCUAUAUGGACACAGAUGGGUACCUUUACAUUACAGGUCGGUCCAAGGAAGUCAUCAACCGUGGCGGUGAGAUCAUUUCACCCUUCGAGGUCGAGAAUGCGAUUAUAUCUGCCGCUGGCGACCCCGACAGCCCCAUCUACGGGAGAGUCACCCAGGCGUUAGCCUUUGGGCUCUCUCAUGAUGUGCUUCAAGAAGUAGUCGGCAUUGUGUUAGUCACGCCAAAUGACGAGCCGCGAGUUGAUGUUCGCCUUCUGCACCAGAGUCUCAGAUCGCUGCUCCAGCAAGCCAAGUGGCCAGCGCUCAUUGUUUACAUGGAAGAUGUCCCAAAGAGAAACAACAAGGUAUUGCGUACAAAUCUAGCGAAGCGCCUAGGUUUACCAGAGCAGACAGGAUCUACACCAUUCCUUGAGAAGCACUGGGAAGCUGUGUGUCCGCCGGUGGACACAGCCUUGGCAACCCCCAUCGACGCUACCGUGUGCGCUCUAGACAUCUCUCAAUUACAAGAAGCCGCCAGCCAGAUCACGCCGACUACUAUCGAGACUUAUGUCGACAUAUCUCCUGUCGACGGGCGACCUGAGAUGUUCCUUGCACCAAGGCCUACUACUGAGGUUUCGAGGGAGUCUGGCACUGGCGCCGGCGCAGAACUCAAACAACUUCUCCCAGCUCGGACUCACAACUACAACAUUCCCGAGAGGAUACAGUACCUAGAUCAGCCGAUCCCAUUGUGCGGAUGCGGUACUGUUGAUAAGGAGAAGCUACGCGCAAUGAGCGUCGAACAGCUCAACAGCGCAGAGAACGCCCUAGCUGCGAGUCUCGAAGAGGCUGUUCUCCAUAUUAUUGCCAAGGUACUAUCAAGGAGUCCUACUGAAAUCGAAGUCACUGCAGACUUCUUCGCCAUUGGUGGAGACUCAAUUCUAGCCGGCCGAUUGUUGUCCAUGCUGAGGAGCGAGUACAAAGUCUCGCUGCCCAUUGAGUUCAUCUUCAACCAUGGGUCAGCUCGCGACAUAGCCAAGGAGCUGGAGGCAGAAGGUGCUUCGCUGGACGAUUCCGAUGGAAGCACUACGUUUGACGAGAAAGAUUUUAACCUGACAGGCAAACAGUACAGCUCGACCAACUUGUUCCUGAUGUUCCUUCAGCUUGUACCGAUGAUGAUUCUAUACCCCAUGCGUCGCGCGCUUCAAUGGACAGUGUUUCUGGUUGCUCUGAGUUCUACUUUAACCUGGCAAACGAACGAGUCAGUAUGGGGCCGUCUACUCGUUCUUAUUCUCAGCAUCGCCUUCUCGAAAAUUGUCAUCGGUCUGGUUUCCCCUUGGUUCGGCAUUGCAGCAAAAUGGGUGAUCAUUGGGAAAUACAGGACAGGCUACUAUCCCAUGUGGGGACCUUACCACACCCGGUGGUGGCUGGUUCAAAAGAUUAUUGAUAUUACUGGCAUGGGAUUCUUUGGCUCUACCAACUGGUCCAAGUGCUUGUACUACCGGAUGAUGGGAGCCAAGAUUGGGAAGAAUGUUACUAUCAACGGCGCCCGCACUGGCGAGUGGGACCUCCUCGAAAUUGGAGAUGGCGCCGUCCUCGAACACUGUACUCUUCGACCAUUCGCUGGUGAGAGAAACACGACGAUGUAUCUUGGUCCGAUCACCAUUGGUCGUAAUGCUGUCGUCAACAAGUCCUCCAUCGUUGCGCCCGGGUGUAUCGUCCCCAACAAUGCUUGCAUUGGACCCAACUCGUCCGCAUGGGAACUGGAGGACGCCGACGAGAGCUUUCGCGACCUCCCAUCAUCAAACAUCCCUGGCUCUCACUGGGUACUGACUCUGUUCGCUACUGUCCCCCUAUCCUUCUUUAGCCACGUCAUUUCCCUGAUCCCAUGGGCACUCGGUCUGUUGGGUCUAGUCAUGGCUCAACCGAUCGAGACUCUGAAUCCCGUCCGCAGCGUCAUCCACUGGUUUGCAUCUGGAGGAAGAGUUGGGUAUCAUUACCUAGCUCUGGUUCUUAGGUCCACGCUCAGUCCGUUCUUCAUCUUCGCCUUUGCGGUUUCUAUGAGACUAUUCUUGGAUGUCUGGUUCGGGAGGCUGUCCCCAGGACCAGCUGUCACCCGCAGCAACAUCGAUCGAUGGCGAAUGGCUCUCAUGAAAACUUUGAUGCCAGUCUCAAAGCUUCACGGCAUGACUGAAAUACUCGGUCAGCACUACGAAGGAACCUCUAUCGCCGUCCGUUUACUAGGAGGAAAAGUCGGCAAGCGUGUUUACUGGCCCGGCACAGGCCCAUCAAUUGGAGACUAUCAUUUAAUUGACAUUGGCGACGACGUUGUCUUUGGUUCUCGAUCGCAUCUUGUCACUUCCGAUGGUAUCAGCUCGGAGAAGGUCAAGAUCGGCGAUAAUGCCAUGAUUGCCGACCGUGUCUGCCUUCUUCCUGCCGUCACGAUUGGCAAUGGUACGGUAAUGGGUUCCGGUGCCUUGACCAGACGUGGAAAGUCCUACGAAGAUAACAGCACCUGGGUAGGCUCCAGAGGAGGGGAUUCCAUCCACCUCUCCCGCCCAAGGCCAAAGCACGUGGAUUCCGAAAAGUCGGAUACAUACCAGGGUAAAGAACAGAAGGUUGCCCAGGUGGAUGUUCAGGAACUUUCCAGUGGCGUAAGCUCAAGUUCGUCGUCUACACUUGGGCCAACGUCACCGACAGUUUUAUCUCCGAAGGCAAGCAGUCAACAGUUGGCAAUGGGCACAGUAAAAUCAUUUCCAUUAUCAGAGAAAUCAAGCCGACAGGUGUUGUUUACCCAAGAAGCACUACAGCCCCAGGAGGAACUGACGCUGAGUCCCUUUGGUCGAGCUUUCUACCUCAAAAAAGCCCCUUACAAGGUCUUUGGACAAGGCGUCAUCUUCUUGUAUUCUGCUCUGAUCACAGCAUUUACAGCAGCGUACUGGAACGUUGCUUUCAUCCUCUCUAUUCAAAUUGUCUACUGGAUCAGAUUUGACCACCUACUCGGCAGAGGCUUCUGGAGUGACGCACUCCACGUCUGGGGCUUCAUGACGGCAGCUAUUGCCAUUAUAACUUCAACUCUAGCCGUUGUGGCACUUGGCUUGGUCAUCACGGCGAAGUGGGUUCUACUUGGACACCGGAAGCCAGGUAACUAUGACUGGGACAAGAGUAGCUAUUGCCAGAGGUGGCAGCUGUUUCUCAGCAUUGAGAGGCUUCGACGUCACUGCUACCGUGGGCAUGGUAUUCUCGGGAUGCUAACAGGCACGCACUGGAUCGUCAUGUACUUCCGAGCACUGGGCGCACGCAUCGGCAAGGACUGUGCGCUGUUUGUGAAUGGCGCGCCGAGUUUGAUGUUCACUGAACCUGAUCUUCUGACCAUGGGGGACAGAGUAGUGGUAGACGACGCUAGUCUCGUUGGGCACAUUAACAGUAGGGGCACUUUCGACUUGAACGAACUUCACGUUGGUGACAGGUGUGUGUUGAGGACUGGGAGCAGACUCCUCUCGGGAGCUAGCAUGCAGAAUGACAGUUGUCUUCUGGAACACACCCUAGUGAUGGGUGGCGAUGUCGUGGAUGAGCGAACGACACUGCAGGGUUGGCCAGCGCGGGUGUUCAAGGGCGACACUGCUGGUCACACCCGGGCGUAA